AUGAUAAGAAGCGAGAUUGGUGUUGCGCUUUUUUAUUUUAUACAACGUUAACGCAUUUAACGUAUAAACUUUUUUUCCGUUUCGUGCAUUUCUGAAAUCUUCCUGCCAUGACAGUAUAACCGAUGACAAAUGCAGCUAAAUGGGAAAACGUUUUCAUUAAUUACAUAACACAUUCCAUGUACAAAAUAGACGUUACUUCUUCACACGUUAAGCGUAAUGUAAACGUUCAAAGUCGCGUUAAGGACGACGUUUUCUUAGUGGAAAGUGCUAAAAUCAACUCCAUUUUUUUUAAAUUGUUAUUCCUUGGAUUACAGUGGAAUUUGCAAUUUCCAUCUGAAAAAAAAAAACAUUGCGGGGGACACAAACGGCAAAUACAUGUAGAUAUAUGCUGGCGUGCACGAUGUUUACAUGCUGUUGUGAGGCGUAGACAGAAAGUUGGCCAAAUCCUCGUAGGUACAGUUUGAAACCUGAGCGGCAAAGAUGGGUAGCACGAUGGGAGAUGAGGACGAUAAUGAGUUCACACCAUUUCAACCUUUCACCCGCGAUUCUCUUUUCCUUAUUGAAAGGAGAAUCGCUGAGGAAAAAACUAAGGAGGAAGAGUUAACCAAAUUGGCCGCGGAAGAUGCAAAUCACGACUCCGAUGAUGACGAUGAACCAGCUCAUGCAGAAGAACCAUUAAAACCCAACUGUAAACUUGAAGCCGGAAAAAAGAUACCUCCCACAUUAGAAGAUUAUUUUCUACCAGAGCAUAUCGGCAAACCUUUGGAAGAUAUAGAUGAAUACUACCUAAACAAAAAGUCAUUCUGCGUAAUAGGAAAAGACAAGACAAUUUUUAGAUUCAGCGCCACAGAUGGGUUCUUUUUACUCAGUCCAUUCAACCCCCUUCGUAGAUUCGCACUUUAUAUUCUCGUUCAUCCAUGGUUUAGUAUUUUAGUUAUGCUCACCAUUCUAGCUAAUUGCGUGUUCAUGACAAUUAACCACACAAAGGAAGUGUCCACUAUGGCAGAGUACGUGUUCACCGCAAUUUAUACAGUAGAAUCCUUAGUAAAAAUGACAGCGAGAGGGUUUGUUUUGCAACCGUUUACAUAUCUCAGAGAUCCAUGGAAUUGGCUGGAUUUUGGUGUGAUAGCCAUAGCGUAUAUGACAAUGUUUAUUGAGGAAUUAGGGAAUCUGUCAGCCCUAAGAACAUUUAGAGUGUUGAGAGCCCUCAAAACCGUAGCAGUAGUACCUGGUCUUAAAACCAUCGUGGGUGCCUUACUGGAAGCCGUUAUUAGAUUACGUGACGUCGGUAUUCUGACGUCAUUCGUGUUGUCAAUAUUUGCUUUAGUUGGUAUGCAGCUGUAUAGCGGCAGAUUAAGAAAUAAAUGUGUUUUAAAUACUGACUAUAAUUUCACAAGUGACGAAGAAUGGUUAAACUACACGAUGACUCCAGACAACUGGCUCAAACUUGAUUCGGGUGAAUACCUUAUGUGUGGAAAUUCAUCUACCGCGGGAAUUUGUCCAGGUAACUUCACAUGCCAUGAAAAAAUAGGAGAUAACCCAAACUUUGGGUUUACAAGUUUUGACAACUUUGGUUGGGCUUUACUCUGUGCCUUUCGACUUAUGACCCAAGACUUUUGGGAAAAUCUCUAUAUGCUGAUUCUCCGAGCCGAAGGUUUGCCACACAGUAUCUAUUUCAUCCUCGUCAUUUUGUUAGGGUCGUUUUAUCUAAUCAACCUUAUCUUGGCCAUUGUUGCCAUGUCGUACGACGAGCAACAGAAGUCGGACAAAGCGGACGAAGAGGCACUGCAAGCUGAAAAAGAUAAUCUUUCAAAUGAUGACUCCCUGUCAUCAUUUAGCACUUCAGAACCGAGUGAGACGAAAAUAGACAACUUGGUGGAAGAACUUGAAGAGAUAGUGGACGAACUUGCUGCUAAGAGUCCUAGUAAUGCAUCAAAUGCAAGCGAACCUCCGUUUAGUCCUGUAGAAGACAGUGUUGAUAGAAUCUCGCUUCAGUCAGAGAAGCACUUUGAGGACCAAAAUCUUCUAAGAGUUGCUACAAAUAAGGCUAGUUUCAGCUUGCCAGGCUCCCCUUAUUCCAAAAGGCGGAAAUCCAGAUUAAGUCUAAAAAUAGCAAAAUCACUACGUCAACAUGCUGAGCGACAACCAUUGGUUCCCGUACAUUUGGAAGCCCUAAAUCUGCCGUAUGCCGAUGAUUCCAAUGCAGUUACCCCUUCCUCUGAUGAUAUAAAACUAUGCAAUUUACCUUCAAAAUUCUCAAUGCUGGCAAGAAGAGCUUCCAUGAGGAGGGCUUUUGAUGAUUCGUCUCGUCGUAGUAGCUAUGCGUCCGUGACAAGUAGGGGUUCACAUAGGCACUCCCCUCAUUCGCCGGACAAAGACAAAUUAUCAAUGUUGAUGGGAGCAUUUGAGAGAAAUAAACAUCAUUUAUCUCCUGGUGUUUGCUUGGAUAAGUCAAAAUUGGAUGAAAAUGAUGAUUCCGACUGCGAGCUAAGUAAAAGAUCAAAGGCUUCAUGCAGAACGCCUAGUGCUUCGCAAGUAGAUCCUAAAGAUGUUAUGGUCCUGAGAGAGCUUAUUGAUCACGUUGAGGUCGCAUCAAGAAGGAAAAGUGGAUUUAGUGGAAGCAUAUUCAGCAUAGAGAAGGAACCUUUAAAAGAUAAAGUAGAACGAUUACUGUGUAGUUGGGAGGUCCCAAGAUGGUUUGCAAAAAUUCAAGAGUGGGUUGGAUUUAUAAUUCUCGACGCGUUUGUGGAUUUAUUUAUCACUCUAUGCAUUUUAGCUAAUACUGCUUUCAUGGCUGCAGAUCAGCAUGGUAUGUCUCCAGAAAUGGGACGUACUCUCGAAAUGGGUAACCAAGUGUGUUCUUAUAUAUUUGCUGCAGAAGCAUUCCUGAAGAUCGUAGCUCUUGGUUUAAUGAAGUACUUAAAAGAUGGUUGGAACUGUUUUGACUUUUUCAUUGUAACACUAAGUUUUUUAGAAAUGUUAUUAGAAGGCGUGAAGGGCCUCUCGGUCCUCAGGACUUUCCGUUUGCUGCGUGUGUUUAAACUUGCAAAGUCAUGGCAGACGUUAAACAUGCUCAUCAGUAUUGUGGCUAGAACUUUGGGAGCUUUAGGCAACCUAACGUUUGUUUUAGGAAUAGUCAUUUUCAUAUUCGCAGUAAUGGGACAGCAGUUGUUCUCCCAGAACUAUGAUAAAUAUUAUAUUGUGGAAACGCAGGAAGGACUUCCGAGGUGGUGUUUUAAAGAUUUUUUGCAUUCGUUUAUGAUAGUGUUUAGGGUAUUGUGUGGAGAAUGGAUAGAUUCUAUGUGGUAUUGCAUAAGAGCUAAUGGAAAUGUGUGCAUACCUUUCUUCUUGCUGACCUAUGUGAUAGGAAACUUAGUGGUCCUCAAUUUGUUUCUUGCCUUACUGAUCUCCUCAUUUGGGACUGAGAAUUUGGCCAGCGAUUCUGGCGAGGAGGAAGCGGGUUCACCAAACAAACUGGCAGAAGCUUUUAACAGAUUUUCAAGGUUUGGAAAUUGGGUGAAGGUUCACUUGAUUGUAUUAGUGAAAAGAACUAAAGAAGGUAAACGAGCGUUACCGGUGAAUGUUGACACGAAUGGGAAGAACGGGACAAUGCUCGAUGGCACCGUCAUUGGUAAUGGCAAUGUGUGCGAAAUGACGCUUGAUGAAAAUGGUCACGUGACUCCCACUACUAAACCAGAAUUGAAUGGGGAUACAGUGGAUGCCAUGCUGUCAGAACCAUCGACAAGAACUCCGAGUCGGGCCUCUGAUAGAAAAAGUUUGGCCUCGGAUUCCGACGCGUCGUCCGUGUCAGACGCUGAAACUCAAAGUUUGAAAAAAGUAGAGCUGGACGGUGAUCCGGAGAUAAACGAAGUGGAUGUUGAGUUUGCGGAAUAUCCCGAUGACUGCUUUUGUAGUGUGUUUAAAAGAAAGAUCAAAUGUUGUCGGACAGUUGAAGAAACGACAAUAGGAAAGUUCUGGUGGGAAUGGAGAUGCAAGGCCUACAGAUUAACUCAGCAUAAAUACUUUGAAACAUUCAUCAUCACGAUGAUCUUGACUAGCAGUUUAGCUCUGGCGUUAGAGGAUAUUUAUUUGUCAGAAAGGCCAACGCUAUCGUUAAUUCUUGAAUACAUGGACAAAGUUUUCACCGUUGUCUUUCUUCUAGAAAUGUUUCUAAAGUGGUUUGCAUUCGGUUGGAAGUUCUACUUUACAGAUGCAUGGUGUUGGCUCGAUUUUGUGAUCGUUGCUAUUUCAAUUAUUAUGGUUAUUGCAAAGGUGUUUAAUAUUGGAGACGCCGAGUCUCUGAAAGCCAUGAGGACGCUGAGAGCUUUUAGACCCCUUAGAGCUGUAUCAAGAUGGGAGGGAAUGAGAGUGGUUGUGAAUGCGCUCAUCAAAGCGAUACCAUCUAUUUUCAAUGUACUCGUUGUGUGUAUAGUUUUUUGGCUCAUAUUCUGCAUAGUUGGGGUGCAAUUCUUUUCUGGAAAGUUCUUUAAAUGUGUGGAUGAAGAGGGAACUAGAUUAAAUGCGUCUAUUGUUCCGAAUAUGUCUGAAUGUUUUGCUCAAAAUUAUACUUGGGUAAAUUCCAAAAUCAACUUCGACAAUGUGUUAAACGCCUAUUUGGCUUUGUUCCAAGUGGCAACAUAUAAAGGUUGGAUAGAAAUUAUCAAAGAUGCCGUUGAUAGUCCAGUAAAGAAAGGAGACCAACCGCAAGACGAGCAGAGUUUGGUGUAUUAUCUUUACUUCGUGUUAUUCAUUAUAUUUGGGUCGUUCUUUACCCUCAAUCUUUUCAUCGGUGUUAUCAUCGAUAAUUUUAACAAGCAGAAGAAGAAGGCAGGUGGAUCAUUGGAAAUGUUCAUGACAGAGGACCAGAAAAAGUAUUACAAAGCAAUGAAAAGAAUGCAGGCCAGAAGUCCAAUAAAGGCCAUCCCACGUCCCAAUUGGUUCCCAGCAAAUUACUUAUUUGAUCUGACGACGAGUCAAAAAUUCGACAUUCUCAUUAUGAUUGUGAUCAUGCUCAAUAUGGUAACGAUGACUAUGGAGCAUUAUGACCAAACCGCUACGUUCACCGACACCCUUUACUGGAUCAAUUUCAGCUUCAUCGUUAUAUUCACUGGCGAGUGUGUCAUGAAGCUGCUUGCCCUACGACAAUACUAUUUCAAGAUCCCUUGGAAUGUCUUUGAUUUUGUAGUUGUCGUUUUGUCCAUAUUAGCUGAAACUGCAAGUCUAGCGCUUGGAGGCUAUUUAGAAGAAUUUCUAGUUUCUCCCACCUUACUUCGAGUCGUUCGUGUCUUCCGAGUUGGCCGAGUGCUCCGUCUGGUGAAGUCAGCCAAGGGAAUUAGAACUUUGCUUUUUUCGCUCGCUGUUUCACUGCCUGCUUUGUUUAACAUUGGUUUACUGUUGUUCCUUGUAUUAUUUAUUUAUGCUGUAUUUGGAAUGAACUUUUUUAAAGAUGUCCAUGUACCUUACGGUGGUCUGGACGAUGUUUUUAACUUUCAAACAUUUUUUAAAAGUAUAAUAACUCUGUUUCAAAUGUGCACAUCCGCGGGAUGGGACGGUGUUUUAAAUGGUUUAAUGAACACCGAGGACUGUAAUACAGACACUAGCGGUGGCAAGAAAAAUACAUGUGGAAGUUACCCAUUGGCAGUGUUGUAUCUAAUAACGUAUCUGGUGAUUAGUUUCCUUGUUGUUGUUAACAUGUAUAUAGCUGUCAUCCUGGAGAACUUCAGUCAGGCGACUGAGGACGUACAACAAGGUUUAACGCCAGAGGACUUUGAUAUGUAUUAUGAAAAAUGGGAAAAGUAUGACCCUGAUGCAACACAAUAUAUUCCGCUGGAGAAACUAUCUGACUUUGUUGAUUAUUUAGACGAACCGCUGCAGCUUCCAAAACCAAACUACUUUUUGUUGGUGAAAUUAGAUAUUCCAAUUUACGAAGGAGAUUUGUGUUUUUGUCGCGACAUUCUAGAUGCUCUGACGAAAAAUUUCCUUGGGACUUCAGAUACGGGUGACAUUCCUGCGGAGGAAACUCAUGAUAAGAAAAAGAUUGAAUACGAUGUCAUAAGUAGCACGUUGCUGAGGCAGAAAGAACAUUAUGCUGCAAGAAUUAUCCAAAAGGCGUAUAGAAAUUACCGCGCAGCACACGGAGGCUUCCCUGAUCCACCACCUUACGAGGUUGCUAUUGAUAUUCCUGAUACUAAUACAGAGAAUAAUGUAAACAAUGAUAGACAAGGAAAUGAGGUAAUAGAAAUGCAAGAUAUUUCAAGUAAAGAUAGCAAGGAAUCUGAAGAAAAGGAGAAAGAAAAAGACAAAGAUAGUAAUGAAAAUUUUGAUAGAGGUGACACUGAUCAUACAAUAGUUGAAGUGGAUUUAAAACCAGAUAGUGACGUCGUAGCAUGACCGAAUGUGAAACAGUGAGGAAAAAAACAACUCUUGUUAUACUUAAUUCUUUUUUAUUGAAAAAGAGGAGUACGGUGAAUUGUGAUAUUAAUUCAAAUGCUGAUUUGAAAGAGGUUUCUGACAGGGUGUAUUUCACACAACGAUUUCUGUAACAAAAAGUAUGUCUAUUCAUAUAGAAUGCAAACUUUAAUGUGUUUACGGUAUUAGUAAAUUACAUGUACAAUGCCGUUACGUAGACAAAGGAUAUGUGGGCAUCAAAUAGUUGUUUCAGGUGUAAUUCUAAUGUUCUAAAAGCAGUCGAAAGUCUGUAGAAGUUUGUCCUACCAACUGACAAUAUGAACCGGACGUGUCACCUUUCCAACAAGAACAGCUUGGACAGUUCGGUGAUUGGUUUACAUGUUUGCCAUAUGCUAUCUAAUUAAAGUUCAAAACGUAAAGAAAAUGUAACCCAAAACAAAUGGGUUCGGAAUGCUUUUUUCCGGACAAAGGUCCUUUUCUUUCAUGAAUAUAGUAUGCACAUGUAAGAAUCACUGAGAAGAAAAUGUGUUUUGUGUCCAGGGCUUUUAUAUUUUCAAGUGUAUGUUACGUUAUAUGUUAUGUUAACACACGUCAGCCUCAACACCAACUUAUUUCAUUAUAUAUCUCAUAUUAAAUUCAUUCUCAAAAUAAGAUGCAAUAUAGAGAAAAGCAUUUCUGCGGUAGUACAUUUAUCUAUUUGGUGGGUUGUAAGAUCAAGUGUAUAUGUUAACUUUACCUCUUGUUACUUGGUUAUUUGACUUGCUAAAUUUUGCACGGCAAUAAAAUAUGUUAAGUUUUAUAUUGUAACGUAUAUAUGUGUUAAUAUGGUUGUUAAAAUAUCUUUUACGAAAGCGUAUGCUUGUUGUUUAAGCUCAUUUAUUGAUGUAGCCACUUUGGCGAUAUUUAUUCUACUAACUCUACUAAUAGGGGAAAAUGACUGUGUUGUGAAUUCAUCGUUUCUGGAAAAAAAUGAAAAAAAAAUCCAUUUUUUGAUGCUUUUUGCUUGUAAAAAGGUAGUGAUCUUGAUAGAAAAAAACAAGCGUGGUGUCGUAAAAGGGCUUUAUCUAUGCACCUUGUUUACAACAUGUGUCACUGUAUUGUCGGCUGUAUAUUUUUUACAAGAAUAUGACUUAUAUGACGUAUAUUAUGACGUCAUGAAUGUUUUUGAACUUCUCGUCUGCGCCGUAAACUAUAUACUGUAUGCUCAUAAAUAAAUAGUAUUGAUUCUUAGAGAUAAUGAUUUAGUAAACACUUGUCUAAAGGGUUGUCAUUAUUUGUACAAGCAAUAAUAGCAAAUUAAUAUGAAAAAGAUUUCUGGACCAUGGGUUGCCAAAACUACUCGUACCACCUGCCAGCAUGAUGCAGAUUUAUAAUGGGCAUUUUUUGUUGGGGAUUUUUAAGAUAUAUUGUUAUAUUAUGGAAAUAAGUAGAUCUAACUAGAUUUGCUAUAUGAAACUUAUUUACGUGUUUAACAAGUCAGAGAAAUUCCAUUUAAAAUGUUCAAUUCAGUUUCAAUACAUAUAAAAUAUUCCCCCAGAAAGUGUUUAUAUUUCAACAUAUUUUUGGUAUGGAAAGUCGUCAUAUGACCGUUUUAGUGUCAAUGCGACUACAAUACCUCUCCCCAACCAAACGAAAAAUUUAACACAUAUUUAAGAAUAUUAGCUCUUUGACAGAAAAAGGGGAAUUGUAUGAAUCAUAUUUGAAAUUGUUUACAUAUCUAAAAUCUAAAGCUUCUAUCAUCAUGGCGUAAUCUACUGGGAUUUUCUAUUUACUUUGGCAGUAGAGAUAUAAAUAAGAUAAUUAUUUCUUGUUUGAAUAAUUGUAGAAAUAGUCUCCCUUGUUUUUGCUACACACUAUUCUUUGAACUUGUUAAGCAUGUGAAUAUUUAUCAUCUGGAAUAAUAAGAUACAAUAUAUUGUACAAUACUUUUUAUAUACAAGUGUGCUAGUGGCUGCAUGUAAAAAUGUUUAUAUGGAAGAUAUAUUUAAAGUGUUUAAUGUAAACUGUGGCUUACAGUAAUUUUUGUCCUCCUGGACUUUUUAAUCUGUCAUCACCAUCAUUUUUAUCAUUGUUUUAAAGAAUAUAAGCGGAUCAUAUCUCAUUUAAUUCAUUAUUCAAAUUAUAUCACAUCAUAACUUCAAAUAACAUCAUGUCAUUACAAAAUAACAUCAUGUCUCAGCUUUUGUCAUGUUUUUCAAUCAAGUUCCUCCUCUUCUCCUACAGACCUACUUAAUUUCACAUUUACAGAAUUUUUGUAAUCGAAUCGUACAUUCUUUUUUGUAUGCCUUCAGUAUAUAUGUAUACUCAUGUUAAGGAUAUAAUGACAAUAGAUUUUGAUAAGCAGUGACCUUCAGUUUUUUUUUAAAUUUAUUUAUGGACAGUUAUUUAAUAAUUUAUUACUUAUUGUCGUAUGAGGUCAAGGGUCAACGUAGACUUUCUGAUUCAAGCCUGAUGUUUAUGGAAGACAAUUCCCUUUAAAUCUUAUGAAAGCCAAACGAACUUUAAUAUUGAAAUGAACGUAUUGGUGGAAUAUGGCCUGUACAUUGCCUAUUUAAACUAAGUUAAUGAAAAUUACGCCAGUCACGUGCAUCAGAUUAGAUCUUUACAUUUGAUAUUUUUAAGUGUCCUCCGAAUACAUUUACUUUUUUCUUCUCAUUUGAAUUCAAGAUAAGACUAGUGUCAUCAUUACCUGAUAUAUUUUGACAACAUUAAGUAAUAAUUGUCAAAACUUUUAAAAUACACAAAAAAGCGUUUGAUCGACCAUGAUUGAAAUGGAGAAUAAAAAGUGUUCUGAUGGAUUACCAUAUGAAUUAUAAACAAGUUUUUCAAGGUAUUGUUUUUCAAAUUUAUUUUAAAGUCAAUGCUAAUAAGGUCAACACAGUCAGGAAUACAUGUGAUUCGUGGUUUAAUAAAAAAAGCGUUCAAAAAACUUUGAUCAAAUUAAAUUCAGUUUUAUUGAAUUGAAUUCGUUUCAUCAUACAAAUACGAAUCAAGAUUAUUGUUGUAUACCAGGUACUGUAUCAAUAAAUAUUUUGAUAGAAAACGUAUUUUAGAUAGUCCAGUGGCAUGUCCAUCGCAUUCAUAUGUUCACACUAUUAUAUCUAUUUAUAGUUAUCUAUUUAUAGUAACACCAAUGGUGAAAUGAGUAUCCUGUUGUCAUAAAAGGGCAACAGUAUGCUAAAAGCAACAUCAUUCUUAUUCUUACUAUUACAUUUGUACAUAUGGAACAACAUUCAAUAAAAUCAAUACAAUACAUUCAACAAUUAAUCCAAAUACAAACUUUCCUGUUUUUCAAUUUAAACGGAACUUUCAAAAUAAACGAGCAAACCAUCUUUUAUCUGGGAUUUUUAAUAAGCGAACGAUUCUCUUAUGCGUUCAUUUCCAAACAAAAAUAAAAUGAGUCACAUCUUCGGAGUACAUGGGAAAAAAUAUAAUGAAGUAGCGUUUUUAUUUUGUGGUGUUCAACCUAUGAGAAUUUAGUGGUGUUGUAUGUGCCAUAUGUUAAUAAAUGUUUUAAUGUGUUAACUAUUGCGUUCAUUCUGCAAUUUUCAAAUUAUGCUCAAAUUUUAUUAAUUCAAUCAUUUUAUUCCAUAUUUGAUAAAAUGUGAUAUUACUGUGGUGUUGUUAUAGUCGUAUCUAUCUCUUUCAAGGCAUGUAUGUAUGAGUGUAUGUGUAUUUUUCAAAAGUUUCUAAGAAACGAGCUUUUCAUAAUUUGUUACAAAAUGAAACUUGACUUAAAGGCAUUUCAAGCCUCGAAAAUGAAUCUAUUUUUUUUCUCCUGCAGAAAAGGCAAAGGUGGGUUUUAUAAUGUUGAAAUAACGCAUAUAAAGCAUGUGAUGUCACCUUAGUGCAAUAACUGUUUAACUCCUUUUGAAUUUAGAAGGACUUAGCCCGUUACUGCACUAUGUAGAACAUGUGAUAGCGUUGAACGUGAAAUAAAUUAUGAUAAAGUAGCAAAAUAAAUACAACGUGGUAUUUGGACUUCCAUAUAUAGAAGUAUGAAUUACUUAAAGUUUACUUAUUGCCAGAGCGCAUAAAUAAGCAAACAAUGGCUCAGGUUUAUGGCAGUUAGUAACUUUUUUUUCAACUGUAACAAUAGAUCUGCAUAAAAAAAAAAGUUUUUGGAAAUUAAAAAUGAUAGCAUUUUUAGACUUAAUGGGCCUUUCAUGGAGAAUGGUUAGAAACAUAGAUUUUUUAGUAUUAAAGAUGCAAAAUCUAAUGGUUACAGUACGUGCAUGUAUAUCAAAACGUACAUAUUUUAUAUACUUAGAAUUUCAGAGUCUUUCACUUUGUAACAAAUUAAGAAACGCAUUUUUUUCUAUAACAUUUCUUUCUCACUCAAACAUAUUUCUUUAUUUUACCCAACUGUUUAAGUUUAAUGUUAUUAUUGUUUUGAUAUUAAGAUAUAACUUCAGGACUUUUGUACAAUGUUAUAGACCUUGGGAACAUGUCUAAUAUGCCUCUUAAAUGUUAAAGGCACAUUUUUAGUAUUAUAAAUUGUUAAAAUAUUUUAGAAUUUAGUUAGGUCUUAUUUAUAGCUGUUUUAUUAACUUUUGCAUGUUCGCCUGUAUUGACAAUCGGCAGUUUUUUUUAUUCAGAUUAUGUAUGUAAUGUUUAUUAUUAUUAUUGCGGCCAGUCAUAACAAGCGGUUACCAAAAUAACAUGCAUAAUUGAACGGAAACUUCCGAAAGUCAAUAGGGGUGUACAACCUAUUUUACCAAGCAUUCCUCGUGUAUGCGAAUGCCGUACCUACUUUUCCCUAUCUACGCGUAAAUGGUAAUAUCCAAUUCAAUGCAAAUUUUGCAAGUUUCUUUUACAUUCUGAUCUAUAUAACAAGCUACACGUAUAUCAUAGCAGUGUGUAUACGAACAUAUUUUCUAGUUCAGACAGUUUAUACAUAUGAAAUACCGAAAAAUAACCUAGACUAAAACUCUUUCUGCGACGUAAAGAAAAUAAAACCACAGUUUUAAUCAGUUACGCACUUUUCCGGUAAUUAUUUAACGAUUGGAAUUCAAAAACAAUAUCGGUCAAUUCCGACACUUAUUUCGGAUAUGUAUUGGCAAUCGGCUAGAUGUUGUGGAUGAGUAAAUUAUAAGGGGCGCCUUAAAUAAAAAAAAACAGUUCUUAUAUUUUAAACCGAUUUCGAUAUCUAAAAAGAAUCUACUAUUUUGGCAAAAAGAUAAGAAAAACAGUAGCAAUGAAAUAUGUUUAAACGUACGGAUAUGCGGAUAUGUUCGGUUUCAAAUAACAUGUAAUUAAAUUCUUGACUUUUUUUAUUUUUUGAUAUAUUUGAAAAGAAAACUCUGCUUACAUAUAGUUUGUUAAGCUUUUCAAUUUGUAUCAUUUUUUCUAGUAUGUAUACUAUUUUAAUGACCUUGAGAAGAUGGAAAUGUAUUUCAAUUUAUAUUAUUAACAUUAACAUGUUACAUCAUUAAAAUAUAUCAUGCAAGAAUGGUUUAUCUCGUUAUCUAUUUAUAGUUUGUUUAAGAUAAGCCAUUCUUACUCUUCGCCUUUCUACAAUCUGGGCACUUUCUUUUCACUCUGCUUCAAUAUCCGCUACCUUGCGCAUACGUCACUAUUAAUUUAAGUGUGACUGGGUAUAGUCUUGGCGGACCAAUCAGAAGAAGCGUCACAUAAUGGAAUUCCGGCGCAUGCGCAUUCAAAGCGUUAUCAUACCAGAAACAUGGCCGAAAAGACUAUCCCAUGAAAAAGUCUAUUAAUUAUUGCCGUGGUUAACUUAGUUCAUGUAGAUUUUUUGUAAAUAAAAUUUUACACAUUACUGAA
Ruditapes philippinarum (Manila clam) is the source of this 12192-nucleotide messenger RNA. RefSeq names its product sodium channel protein para-like. The transcript is spliced from 33 exons. Gene Ontology annotation, cellular component: plasma membrane; voltage-gated sodium channel complex. Gene Ontology annotation, molecular function: voltage-gated sodium channel activity. Gene Ontology annotation, biological process: sodium ion transmembrane transport; membrane depolarization during action potential; neuronal action potential. The coding region runs from base 481 to 6390 and encodes 1969 amino acids. Lineage: Eukaryota; Metazoa; Mollusca; Bivalvia; Venerida; Veneridae. The record is from RefSeq and is a predicted model, not a curated record.